CUGAAACAUGGCGGCCUCGGCGGCGGGACAGCGGGAGAAAGCUCCGCGGGACGAGGUGUCUCUGAACGCCAUCCACCGGGAGACGAUCCGCAAGGAGAACCGCAGCCAGAGACUGGUCACCGAGUUCAGCAUCAACCCGCACCACAAGAUGCACGCAGUAACGGGGAAGCCAAUGGCGUGGCACGACAACCAGAACGAGACGGCGGACGAAAACUUCCUGAAUAUAAUCCAUCACGCUGCGCUGGAGCCGACCAAAAAAUACACCGAGCCGCAAACCACGAGUCAAGAGAUCGGUUGGAUGACACAGCCCCUGAUCAGAGUUGACCGGACAGACCGACGGCUGCAUCAUCAUCGCCAGAACACGGAAAUCACUGCGUACAUGGAGACGGCGUGGAAGCUGAAAGAGCAGAGCGUCAACCUCCAGUGAGGAUGGGAGGGCGUCCUGCAAGAUUAGACAUGGCACAGAGCCAAAUAUACAGGAUAAAGAUCCCCCAGAGGCUGGAAGGACAGGCUGAGACUUGUAGUCCCCCAGCAUCACUGGUCGCUCUGUGCGUCACCUCCAUUUUGUAGACAGCGGAUAAGUGUGAAUAAUAAAAGAUACUCAUGAAAUCCAAACAGCACUCGUCAUACGGAGCACACCCAAUCACAUGGGGGUCUCUGCUCGGGACCCUCUUAUUAAUC
Messenger RNA from Bufo bufo (common toad), 681 nucleotides. It is a transcript of the gene CFAP144, whose product is annotated as family with sequence similarity 183 member A. NCBI's taxonomy places the organism in Eukaryota, Metazoa, Chordata, Amphibia, Anura, Bufonidae. The transcript is spliced from 4 exons. Bases 8 to 427 code for a protein of 139 amino acids. Gene Ontology annotation, cellular component: ciliary base. The record is from RefSeq and is a predicted model, not a curated record.